CGGAUCUCCGAGGCGUUGAAAGUACACACCACGCCGGAGCACGUUGCCCAGGCCAAGGUUUUGGAAGCCGCGGGAGGAGGACCCGGCGGAGGUGGAAAAAAUAAUGCGUCGGGCGCGUCUAAAGCAACGAAAGCGGGCACACCACACCUGCGGUUUCUGCAGCGGGUUCGCGACUCGACGAAAAAGCUGAUUCGGUAUUUCCGCUCGACAAACAAGGACAACUGGACCAUUGUGUUUCAGAAUUUAACCGCAAGAGAACUGCGGAACGUUUUAUCCCGUUUCUCGGACGAAGGCAUCAGCACGGACCAGGGCGAAGGCGAGCAGCAAACUAUCGAAAGGAAAAAUCCCCCCUCCCCAUAUCAAAACGGAAUUUCUGAUGCCGGAUUUGUGUACACAAAUCAGCUUUGUAUUGCAGAGAGGCACUGCGGUCAGAUCCCCAGGCUAGGUCGGGGCGUAUGGGUCUAGUUUUUCAGCAUGGCAAGCGGGUCACUUUUAGGGCCAACAGCAUGACAAAUCGCUUCCAUAGUGGGGCGGAAGCUUCUGCCCUUGUCUUCUUGUAGUACAGAUGUGAUUUGCGACCUCAAAUCAGCAACGCAAAUUCUCGGAAACAUACCUUUUCGAUAUGGGGAGGGGGGAUUUUUGCUUUUGAUACAAACGGGAAGGUUCCGGCGGCUCUUGGGCGGGGCGCAGAAGAAGGCACAUGCUGG
Messenger RNA from Amoebophrya sp. A120, 707 nucleotides. The record is from the annotation of a GenBank genome assembly. Lineage: Eukaryota; Dinophyceae; Syndiniales; Amoebophryaceae.